This is a messenger RNA of Chara braunii, 3391 nucleotides long. The record is from the annotation of a GenBank genome assembly. NCBI's taxonomy places the organism in Eukaryota, Viridiplantae, Streptophyta, Charophyceae, Charales, Characeae.
CCUUAGCUCGAUGAGGCAGCGGAGCCGGACUCGGCUCCAUAUUAAGGAAGCCAUCAGGAAAUGGGAAUGGGAAAAAGCCUAAUUACCAAGUAAAAGGGAUAAACCAUCAGGAUUGGAACCUAGGGAACCUAAAUGCCUCGCACUGCGUUUGCUCGGGGAAAUUCUUUGGUUAUGCAGAAGUAGGCACGAAUGGCAACAGAAGAAGAGGCAGAUAACCGUAAGAGUGAAGGAGGACCAGGCUUAGGAGGCAGUGUCGUACAAAGCGAAGAGAGGCAGAAGUACAGAGAAUCGGUAAAUCCGGAUGGUACCAAAGGGAACCGGAAGGAGAUCUCCUCAGGACAAAGCUCGAGGAAAGUCGGGGGAAGCAGGCAAGGGACUCAGGAGACCAAGGAGGGCAGAAAUAAGGACAGGACAAGCCCCCGAAACUCGGAAGGAGUCGUGUCUAAGAAAGUAAGGGUCACGGAUGCGAGGCGCAAACUAGCCGAGAUAGAAAAAAGGACCGCGAAGUACAAGGUAAGAUUGAUGGAGGAAAUGAUGACUGGGAACGAAGAAGGCCCUCUGCAGGAGGAACCCCGGGACGAAUGGAAAACCAGCCGAGAUUACGAGAAUUUGGUUGUACUGUUGAAAUGGACCGAAGAGGAGAAAAUGGACCACCUAGGGCAGCAUGUGUCUUUGAGCCUAGGACGGGACAUAAUAGCCAUUGUGGCUGCGAGCCGGUCUUGGAAAGAAACCCGGGAUAUGAUGAUGAGAAAGUAUCUGGCAACAGAGAAGAUAGCAACGGAGGCCGAUUUAGUGGCAGUCCAAAGGAAGAACUUCGCAACGUACAAUGACUUCCUACGGGAGUUUACUUUGGUAGCACUAAGAAUCUCCGGGUUUACGGACAGAAUAAUGAGUAAGUACUUCCUCAGACAGUUCUCCGAGUUCGACAAGGACAAGAUCCUGUCGGCUUACCAACAGACGAGCAAAUUUGUAAACAAUAGGGACGUUGAUUUCAGUACGGUAACGGAUCUGGCCGAAAAGACGGUAGUGACCGAGACAUUGGCCUUGCUUAAGGAAGGUGAGGUCAUAGAUCUGACCGGUAGAGCGGGCGACAAGGUUAAGAAGGGGAUUGAUUGCCUACAUGAGCAGGUGCACGGGGUCGACAAUAAAAUUGGAAGGAUGGAGGGCGCGCUACUAGUUAUGCAGGCGGAAAUGUCUAGACCCGCCCUCCCUCCCCAGAAAGCUGUGGUUCCGCCAGGUGUAGCCAACCGGGGGUUCGGACGGAGAGAUCCUGCUAACGAGCAAUGCAAGUACUGUACCGCGAUGGGACAUUAUGUGCACGCGUGCCCAAAGCUCAACCAUGAUAUUCUGAAAAGAAGGUGUACCAAGUCAUUAAAGGGGGAAAUAUUUGGGCAACAAGGGGAACGGGUGAACUGGAACUCGCCAGGAGGGAUGUGGCGAGCCAUUAUCAUGCUCAACGGGUUAGAAAUAACGGUCGUAGAAGCCGACCUGGUGGGCGAGAUCAUCUGGGAUCAACUCCAGGGGCGCGGGCCGCAUGUCAACUUUAUUUUGGAAAACGACGGACGUGAUAGGGUGAACGCAACCACUCGAUUAGGAACGGUUGGGAGAAGGAUUAACCGUGACACCGUGAUGGAGGAGGUUGCUGGAAGUUCGGAACCCGAGGCAGAGCCUGAGGCCGAGGAACCGGAAAAGGUCUAUGGGAAACCUAGGGAAGAGGAGCCUACAGACAAAGUUACCGCUGCCAAGAAGAAGUUUAGGUACCAAAUCCCGAUCCUAUCCUUGCCUGAGAUCGACGACACCAUUAGCAAGUUACUAGGAACCAUGGUGUCGGUGUCCUUUCAGACCAUGCUGCAGGCUAGCCCUAGGUUGCUCAAAGGGCUUAGACAACUGUUGACUCGGCGGCGAGUAGAAAUAGGCGACAACCCCGAAUUACGAGAAGGGGAGAGGGAGGAGGAAGCUCCGCAAGAAGUGGCUAACCUUCAGAGGAGUCACGGGGACUUGGAGAAUCUCGAGAAAGCUUUUGCGGACACUUGUUUGAGCUUGACCGACCGAGAGGGCGGCGAGGUCAUGAGAAUGCUCGUCGUGGCCCGCGACAUGUUUCCAGAAAAGUGUGAGCCCUAUAUCGACGACAAUCCGAUCAAAGUUGCCCUGUCCGCAUCUUGUUUUAAUGACGAAGUAGGACGACCCUUCAUCCUAGAGACGGAUGGAGGACCUUUAGCCGUAGGGGGCGUGUUGAUUCAAAGGGACGAGGGAGGAAAAGAGAGGCCAAUUAGGUUCGAAAGUAGAACCCUGAACUCCGCAGAGCGGCGGUACUCGCAGUUCAAGAAGGAGGUCCUAGCCAUCUUGCACUGCCUUAAGACCUUUCAUGCCUACCUAUUUGGGAGGCGGUUCAUCCUUAGGAUCGAUCCAACGAAUGUUGCGGGGGCUCUAAAGAAUUACAGGCCUAUAGACCCGACGGUGGGGAGAUGGGUAGGAUUUAUCUGGCAGUUCGAUUAUAAAAUCGAACGAAUUGCGGGAAUUAAGAACAAGGCCGAUGGGCUGAGCCGGGUCUGUAUCACUCCCGAAGGGGUGGAGGGUGCGGAGCCCAUAGACGCAUUCCUCGAAUACGAAGGAGGGACUCUCGUGGUGGAUAACGAAAUGAUGAGCAAGGAGUGCACAUCGGGAGAACUAUUGAUCCAGACUUUGGAGAAGGGGGCACCUGUCGUAGUAGAAGAACUUAGAGAAGGAUCGGUCACCACUCGAGGACGUAGAGAAGAAAAGGACUCAUGGGGAGCAAUAGUAGGACCAAAAGAGAAACUAAUAGCAAUGGCGGUCGAGGGAGGCCGGGAAGCAGUGAUGAGCUUAGUGGAAUCUUGGGAAAGGAAAGAGUUGCAAUGGGUGGUAAACCAGAUGCGAGAAGGAAAGGAUGGGGGUCAGGAAAGGGAGGAGUUUUUCUAUGUCCAAUCAUACGAAGGGCUCUUUCGGGAGAUCGGGCUGUUGCUGGUAGGCAGCAAACAACCUAAGGAAGUCAGUAUUAAAGCAAGAGAAGAAGCCGAAAGGUAUAUCCUGGAUGCGCGAGACAACUUGAGUGGGUUCGUGGAGGCGAUCGCCCUCAAGAAAAAGACAGGGAGGAGUGUGGCAGAUUGGAUAAAAGACUUUUACUUGAGGCAUCCUUUCGUCGGGAGGUUUAUAGCAGACAAUGGGACGGAGUUUGUGAACCAAGAAGUAUUGGGGAUGCUUAAGAGACUCUGCGUACCGAUCAAACUCAUCGAGCCGUAUCACCCUGAGGCCAAUGCGCCUAUGGAAAGGGGGCACCGAACCUUGAAGAACACGAUUGCGAACCUCGCAGCGGACCAGCUGGAGAUGGCCUAGGUAUCUUAAGCAGGCUGUCUUUGCGGAGAAUAUGACCCCU